Postia placenta MAD-698-R-SB12 is the source of this 1243-nucleotide messenger RNA. RefSeq lists its product as hypothetical. Lineage: Eukaryota; Fungi; Basidiomycota; Agaricomycetes; Polyporales; Adustoporiaceae. The record is from RefSeq and is a predicted model, not a curated record. The transcript is spliced from 10 exons. Gene Ontology annotation, molecular function: catalytic activity; pyridoxal phosphate binding; molybdenum ion binding. Bases 1 to 1134 code for a protein of 377 amino acids.
AUGUGGGGAUCUCUCCAAAAGACUGCGCUAGGGGCGACAGACGCGGGCGCUGCUCAGCCCGUGAAUGGCGAUGAGGACGAGAGACUAGUGCCUGGCACUGGUCCCACUGAAGUACCCUUCGAGAUCGGGGAAGUUCAUGUUACAAAAAUAUAUGUACACCCUAUCAAGAGCUGCCGAGGGACAUCGGUUAAGGAAGUGCGCUAUGACCCCGAAGGUCUCGAGAAUGACAGAAAAUGGUGCAUCAUAGAUGCGCAAAAACGCACCAUUCUUACCGCCAGAGGAUUUGCCAAUAUGGUACUGAUCACGCCACAACUUGAACCGGACCCGUCCUCUGCGUACGGUGGUCAGCUCGUCGUAUCAUUUCCUGAGGGAUCGGGAUGCGAGUCAUUUGCUGUACCAAUCGAGCCGACACCAGAUAUGCUGCGCUCGUGGGAACUAGUCGAGGAUGCUGUUAUGCAUGGCGUGUACCACGUCGAUGGCUACGUCUGCCAGUCACUCUCCGCCCCAUAUAACACACCCUCUACCGUCUUAUCUACGUUCCUCGGUCGAGAUGUGCACCUCAUGAUAAAGGGCCCUACGCCGCGCACAGUGCCGCCGGCGCUCGACUAUCCUGACCUCCAGGACACGGCAAAGUUGCAGGACGGGUAUCCGCUGCUCGUCGCGAGCGACGAAAGCCUGGUUGCAUUCAGGCACGUCGUAAAGGACGUGGCUCAACAGGGAGAGGCGGCGGGAGUCCGCGGCUUCGACCAGAAGCGGUGGAGCGAGGGUACGGUCGAGAUGGAGCGGUUCCGUCCUAAUAUCGUAUUCGGAGGUGCCGGGGUACCCUUUGCCGAGGACUACUGGCGACGCAUUGUCAUCAACUCCCCGGAACAGACCGACAGCGAACAGGCCGAGUUGAAAAUCACUCUAAUAUCAAAGUGCGCGCGAUGCCUGCUUCCUAACGUCGACACGGUGACCGGAAUACGCGAUGCCGCAGUACCUUACAAAUUGCUCAUGACAUUCCGGACGGGAAAGGACCCGCGCGACUUUAGCAAACCCUGCUUUGGGGUCAACGGUAUCAUCGACGGGCAUGGGGUAGUCAGGGUGGGCGACGUAGUAACGGUGAAAGAGUGGGCUGGUCCUGAGGGCGUAUGAGUAUAAAAUGAGGUGGUUGACAAGCAACAAACAUCCGGGCGGCCAAGGAUGGAGAUUCCUUUGUUUGCAUAUAGCAUGCCAGAAUGUGCAACGAGAGCAUAUAAUUUAC